Mus caroli (Ryukyu mouse) is the source of this 735-nucleotide messenger RNA. RefSeq names its product DNL-type zinc finger (gene Dnlz). Gene Ontology annotation, cellular component: mitochondrion. NCBI's taxonomy places the organism in Eukaryota, Metazoa, Chordata, Mammalia, Rodentia, Muridae. Gene Ontology annotation, molecular function: protein-folding chaperone binding; zinc ion binding. The record is from RefSeq and is a predicted model, not a curated record. Gene Ontology annotation, biological process: protein folding; protein import into mitochondrial matrix; protein stabilization.
GAAGAGGGCCGCUUCCGGCCGCUGCGCCCGUUGCCAAAAUGGUCGACGCAGCUUCACGGGGCGGUGCAAGAAAAGGCGGCUAAGGAUUCGCAGACGGGAUGUUGCGGACAGCGCUGAGCCGCAUGCCGACACUACUUCGUAGUGUGCGGACCCGGGAUUCCGGACCGCGGCGGCUUUGGGAUUUGGGGACUCGCCUAAAGACCGCGGAGAGACUUCGGGGCUGGGCCUGGGGCUGGCGGAGCUCGAGCUCCGCGCCGGGAUCAUCAGGGCGUGCGGCGGCGCUGGGGCGCGUGGAAGCGGACCACUAUCAACUCGUCUACACCUGCAAGGUCUGUGGGACUCGGUCAUCCAAGCGCAUCUCAAAGUUGGCCUAUCACCAGGGCGUGGUCAUCGUGACUUGCCCUGGUUGCCAGAACCACCACAUCAUCGCAGACAACCUAAGCUGGUUCUCUGACCUGAAGGGGAAGAGGAACAUUGAAGAGAUCCUAGCAGCCAGAGGAGAGGAGGUGCGCCGAGUGUCUGGUGACGGUGCCCUGGAACUGAUUCUGGAGGCUGCUGAACCACCUGACACCCCAGAAGGGGGUGAGGAUCCCCCCAACCCUGGCAAGAUGGAACAGAGCUGACCUGUACAUUCCUAUAGCUGUGGACUCCAGUCUUCCCAAAAGUCACUCCCUUCACUUGGAGCCUCACAAGCCUGCUGUUCCUUGUCAGUAAAAAGCCAUCACCUCCAGGGAC